AUGUCAUCCCUUAAAAAGUGCUUGAAGCAGGCAAAGCAGUACAUAGAAGUUAAUGAUCCUGAGUCCGCUCUUGAUUCCAUAACCGAUGCGCUUGAGUUCGAUCCAGAUAACUACUUUGCCUAUGUGUUCCAGGGAAAGUCAUAUCAGCUCCUCAAUGAUUUUCCAAAAGCUGCCAAAUCCUUUCAUAGAGCAACAGAGAUAGAACCCGACAACUUGUUAGGUUGGAAAGGAUACUUCCAAUUGGCGAAGUCUGGUGAUGAUAUCAACUUGUUCUUUGAUACAUUGACUGGGUUGGUCAGCAAACAAAUGGAACAAGAGUUACCAGUAGCUGAUACUGGUAAAGAUGCAAUUAACUAUUUACAAUACCAUGGCUAUAAAAAUAACGACGACCUAUAUGAAAAGUACCUUAGAAGCAUCUUGCCUGGAACAGUCCUUGGCGACUCCCAGCAGUUUUUGUCGCCUCAGAGGGCAUUGACCGAUUUGGUAGAAUUGACUAAGAGGAAAGAAAAAGCAUCGAUUACGAGCUUAUUAUCUAAGGAGAAGAUGAGAUUGCCAAGAGUAUUGACUGCUGAGCACAAGGCGAGAUUGAAUGACUUGAAAUGGUCGGUGUAUAAGAAAUCUGACUUGGCCAAGUUAAUGGAGCAAUUGAUCAAUGUAACUGACGACGACGAAAUCAGACAAAAGUAUGAAAGUGAAUUCUUAGAAUACAAGUAUGAGUUGCUUUUAUCCUCGCCUCAAAAGGUGAAAUUACAGACGGAAAUUAAGGAAUUGGUGGAAGGACUAAUUGUCGUUAAGCAUCCAAGUUUACUUUGUUGGCAAUUGUACUUCGAUUGGUUAGAUGUGAAGAAUUUGGGAGAAGAGUUGGAUUUAAAUAACAUCAUUUUCUUCUUACAGAAUUUUCAAUCACUGGGACUUGGAAUGGUCAUUUAUGCAUAUGUUAUGAGUGACAUCUCUCCGUUUAAUAAAAAUGAAGUUGUGAAAAGAUUGAAGGAAUCCAAGGGCCCAUCUUCAACAUCAACUUCGGAUAACGUUGGUGAUGUAGACGCUAAAAGUUAUAACGCUGCCAGUGACUUGUCUGAUGAAAUGGAUGCCGACGCUGCCCUUUUAACGCUUGAAGAUAAUGAACCAAUCGGUGACCCCGAAUUGAGUAUUUCCCCAAAGCAAACACUCGCCAUUUUAACUGAAGGAUUUGAGAGUUGUUCGUCUUCCGUAUUCGCAUCAAGAAUUGUUUGCAAUUACUACAUUCAUCUCAGAGCAUACGAAGAAGGAUCUUUAAAAUGUCGUGAUUCAAUUCGCUUGUUGGCAGAUCUACAGAGAUCUACAGGAAUUGACUUAGUUCACACUAGAGAAGACUUUUUGAGCUCAUUGGCUAUAAUAUAUACGUAUUACGAAGCACCUAAGAAUUUUGGUAAAGCUCUUCAAUUAUAUGAUCGGAUCUUGACUGAUAACAAAGAUAAUGUUAAAGCAAUCGUCGGAAAGGGUUUGAUUCUUAUUGAAAAAAACCAAUUGCAACCUGCUAAAGAGAUUUUGCAGGAGGUUGUUGACAAAUUCCCAAACAACGUUAGCUCUCAGCAGGCCUUAAUCGAACUUAACUGGUGUAAUAUUCGAUUAGGUGAAUAUUCCAAGGGGAGAUCGGGAUUGUUAGAAGCAUUGUCGAAUAUAAGAGGAACUGAUGUUCAUAGUGGCGAAACACGAGCUGUGAUACAUUGGAGAAUAUCAACAAGUUAUGAGAAGGAACAGAACUUUGAAGAAUGUUUCAAGCAUCUUAUUCAAUCUUUAAAGGAAUCGAAAAACUUUGCGCCAGCUUACACGUCAUUAGGUGUAUUGUAUGAAGAGCAAUACCAAGAUAAGUCAAGAGCACAAAAAUGCUUCUAUAAGGCGUUUGAAUUGGAUGUUGGUGAAAUUAGGUCGGCAAGGUAUUUAGUCGCAGAUUUGACAAACAAUAAUGAGUGGGAGGUCGCCGAAGUCUUAUGUAAAAGAAUAGUCACCACGGAAAGGUCCCGUAGAAUGUUGUUCAACGAGGACAAAGAUAAUUUGGAAGAUACUGAUCGUUCAUGGCCAUAUAGGGUCUUAGGCUGUGCUGCCUUGAAUAGACAAGAAGACGAUAAGGCAGUUGAAUGGUUUCAAACUGCCUUGCGUAUGACAAGUAUGGACGUUCAGUGUUGGAUUGGAUUGGGUGAAGCAUACUAUAACUGUGGAAGACUCGACGCUUCAGCUAAAGUUCUUAGACAUACAGUUAGCUUAACUGCUGCUAGUGAUAAGGAUAACGCUUCUACUCUUUGGGUGGUACAGUACAUGCUUGGUGUAGUAUUGAGCGAAAUGGGUCAAUUUGACAGUGCAAUUCUACAAUUGACCGCAGCCUUAGAGUUAAGGGACAACAAUGAAGAAUGCGUCAUUCAUGCUUUAUACGAGAGUAUGAUCAAUAAUGCAACAAAAUUGGUUUUAAGUGGAUUUAUUGGUAGAGCAAUUGAAAUGAACUCCAGAGCCGUGGAGCUAAUUUUGAAAGGUGUUCAAAUUAAUUCAAAAUCACAAAAGUUGUGGAAAGAUUUAGGUGACUGUAUUAGAAUAUUCAAUAUUAUUCAAGAUGAAAGUAAUGAAGAAUUACUCAAAUCGAAAGUUAUGAAAAUCUUACAUUCUGUUGAAGAGGAUUUGAGUAAUGGUUUCAUGGAAGAAUUAAAGGAAAUUGAUGAAUUCGAGAGAGAAAGCGUUAGAGGGAUGGAGAACUAUACUAAAUUUGUUAGUAUCCUCAGUAUUCUUGCCGCUAAAAAUGCAAUACAUGUCUUACCGCCGAAAUCCAAUAAGCUUCUCAGAUCGAUGGCAUAUUACAAUUUAGGCUUAGCUUAUUUGGAAGCUUUCAAAAGUUGUAGCCAGAACUCCCUUAGAGAAGCAUCUAUCAAAUGUUUGAAAAAAUCCAUUCAGCUAGAAAACUCAAACGCAACUUACUGGGUGACUCUUGGAAAUGCAUUUGCAUCAUCUAAUCCUCAAAUUUCACAGCAUUGCUUUAUUAAAGCUACUGCUUUGGAAUCUAGAGAUGCAGACAUUUGGACCAAUUUGGCUGCGUUGUACUUAAGAUACGGUGAUCACAAGUUGGCAGAAGAGGCAUUUUUAAGAGCGCUGUCGGUAGCCCCACAACAACCCCAAUCUUGGCUCGGACAUGCAUUGACAGUACAAGCUGGUGGGAAACAAGAGGAAGCCACUAGACUAUUUAAUCAUGCAUAUAUAUUGGCUAAUGGAAGAUCCUCUCUUGCUCAAUUGUUAUAUGGUUUAUCAAUUAUUACAAAGAGACUUAAAACAGGUGUUGAUCCCAGAGAUAUCCAAGCAUCACAAGAAUUCAGUGUUGCUAAUUUUGCCAUGAAUAAUUAUUUGAAAUUUUCACCAAAUGAUGAAGUAGGUUUGAGUGUUGCAUUGAUUAUUAGUGAACGUUGUAAAGACUACAUUAAAGGGAUUGAAAUUGGUAAUAGAUUAAUAGAUAUAUUGGAGAAGAAGUAUGAAGAUGAUUCAGAAAAUGAAACCACUUUAAUUUCAUUUGCUCGUGCUAAGACCCAAGUUGCAAGAAUGUACCUUGGCAUUGGAGAGUAUGACAAAGCCCUUGAAAACGCUGAAUUUGGAUUGAAUAUAAUUGGUGAAGAAGAUGACGAUGAUACCGUGGAAGAGUCAAGCUCUUUGGUGUUAUCUGCCAGAAUAACUAUUGGACUUGCAUUUUUCUUUUCUGAUCAAUUUGAUGAUGCUUUAGAUCAAUUGAAAGUAAUUCUAAACAAGAGACCCGACUCACAGCGACUUGUUACUUUGAUUGCCCAAAUUUUGUAUGCCUAUAGUAAUGAAGAUACCAAACAAGCAGCAAUUGACCAAUUAUUUAAUCAUAUUGAGGAAUAUGGUUCAACAUUACUUGUUGUCCUAACAUUGGGGGCUAUUUCGAUUGUGGACGACUUGGAUGAUUACCUUGGAGCAAUUCGUGAAGAAUUACAAGGGUUGUCAUUGAAUGAAGUUAUUGGUGAUUCUUUCAGAUCAGUCCCUCAAUUAAUUAGUGAGAUUAACAAGAGAAUUGAUAGUAAGGAUGCUCCUGAUUAUACUUGGCAGAGAAAUGCGGUGUUCUUCCCGCAAGAUUACAAUGUGUGGAAGAACGUGAAUACAGAAAUGGCCUUCAAAGUGGCUACUCUUAAGGAGACCAAGCUUAAUGCAGUCGAUGUAUCCCAUGCUUACGUAGAGACUGGGAAGCUUAGAGCCAUUCAGAGAGGUAUUAUUUUUGAUCCUAUGAACUCAAUUGCGGUGGAGGCAUUAAACAAGUGUAUCUAG
This is a messenger RNA of Dujonia railenensis, 4293 nucleotides long. The record is from the annotation of a GenBank genome assembly. Lineage: Eukaryota; Fungi; Ascomycota; Pichiomycetes; Serinales; Debaryomycetaceae.